AUGUGUUCUUUCUGGGCAUUAUACUUGCUAUUAUCGACUGACUCUUUAUUUCCGUCAACCUUUUAUGAAAACAGGAUUCAGGUCAACAACCUUGGAUACGUUCUUCGACAACCGGUAUACUCAUCCGAGCACUUACGCGUAUCUCCACCGCCGCAAAACUAUUAUCGGGAGUCUGGGGACUAUUGCGAAGCACAGAUAUCGGGCCCCUUCCCCAACCAACCUACUAGUAGUUUGAAUAGAUACCAGAAUCUAAUAUGCUACAAGUAG
Messenger RNA from Morchella importuna, 267 nucleotides. RefSeq lists its product as uncharacterized. NCBI's taxonomy places the organism in Eukaryota, Fungi, Ascomycota, Pezizomycetes, Pezizales, Morchellaceae. The record is from RefSeq and is a predicted model, not a curated record. Bases 1 to 267 code for a protein of 88 amino acids. The transcript has 2 exons.